Molecule: messenger RNA, 1910 nt
Organism: Juglans microcarpa x Juglans regia
Lineage: Eukaryota; Viridiplantae; Streptophyta; Magnoliopsida; Fagales; Juglandaceae
Exons: 4
Coding region: 76-1749 (557 amino acids)
Source: RefSeq, a predicted model, not a curated record
UCCCCCCCUCCCCCAUCUCUCUCUCUCUCUCUCUCUCUCCCUCCCUGUGACUGUCUCUGCAACACAACCAUCAGGAUGGACGCAAAUCAAAGCUCCAAGAAGCGAAAGCUUCCGCCUACCCCAUCCCAUCCCUUGGUAGGCAUCUCGACCCGCAGGAAAUCUCAUAUCCAGCUCCACCGCACAUUGCACAACAACGAUUCCUCUUAUCCCCUCAAAAACGAUCUCCGUGUCCUGAUCAAGGAUCUCCGCACUAGAAGGGUCUUUUCGCCCAAAUCAAUUGACUCGUAUGGUCCGAAUCUCCACGAAAAUGUAAAUAGUAUUCAGAAAUUAGGCGUCGCUGUUGAGAAUUUAGAUCAAGGGAUUUCUUGCGGAGGCGGUGAGAAUAUGGACAAAAAAAACUUGGUGUUGUCUUCUGCUGUGGAGGAGUUCCGAUUGGAUGAACAUAAUGGGGUUUAUCCAUAUAAUGAUGAAAGUGAAGAAGUUCAGAAAUUUGAUUUUGGGAUUUCUUGUACAACCCAGGAUUUGGUUGGUGUGAAUCCUAGUUCGUUGGCGACCGAAGGAAAUGGACUAAAGGGUGAUUCGGAAGAUAAUGGUGUAGAUGAUGGUGAAAAUGAUGGGCUUCCGAAGGGAACUGGUGAUUUGAAUGAAUGCGAAUUUCAGACGACGCCGCCUGAUUCUGAGGCGUUUGGUAAUGGGCAUGCUAAUGAAAAAGGAGGGAAGCCUCCAAUUGGAAGUACUCAAAGAAUUGAUACGUGCGUUGGACGGGCUUCUGGUAACGACUAUAAUGAGAAGAAGAAUGACUCAAUUUCUUCCUUCAAGUCGGUGCUCAAACCAUGUUCUAGACGGAAGCUAUUCAAAACUCCUGGUUCAUUUAGCUAUAAAAGAAUGCUUCCUUUUCUGAUGGACAUCGACAAAGACAAUUCUUAUAUUCCAGAAAGUGCUGAGUGCCCAAAACUGGUGAAGUGUUUGGGACAAAAGUUGCUCCAACCAAAAUUGGGUUCUAAUGGUCAAGAAGCUGCCAUGCAUAAAUCUAUUACAAGCAGCUGUUCAAUGGAGUGUUACACUGCUGACUCUGGCAAUUCUGCCAAUGAGUCAUCAGAUGGUAACAUGGCGGAUUUAACAUCGUCUAAACACUUUACUGAAUCAUUAAUACCAAUUGAUUCGAAAAAAUUGGUUGAUGAUCGCCAUGAAAAGCUCUUUGGGAAUGGAAAAAUUCAGAAAUUUGAGUUGGGUUUUACUAGUAAAGAUCAUGAGAUUGACUUAAAACCUGUUCUGUCUUCGGGUUUGGAGGAUAAUGCAAAGGGUCAGAGUGACAAUGUAGAAACUGAGAAAAGGGCUACCAGGAUUCCUAGCGAAGCUCAAGAUGACGAUGUAAACACCCAGUUGUCUUGGAUUAAAUACGAGUGUCAUCCAGGAAGAGAUUAUGGAGUUGCUCAGCGCUCUGAUGAUGUAAAGCAGUCUGAGACUGGAGGAAUGAAGAAACCUAGUAAUUUUCCUUGUAAAGCUCUGAGUUUGAAUCCUAUUUUUUCUGAAUUAGAUAACAACAAAUCAUCUAAUUUAGAGCUGAGAUAUGUUGAUGAUGGUAUGGUUCAAAGUCAAAUCGAUGAUUCAAAUGAAGAGCAUGUCCAGAUGACACCAGAUGCUGAGGUCUUUACUAAAGCAGACGCAGAAGAAAAUGAAAGUGCUAGAGUGGAUUUUUUUUGGGAAGAGUACAGAUCAUGGCCUUGGGAAGCCACUUCUUGGAAGUAAUACAAGAAGUACUAGCCGUGCUAGUGAUAGGAGAAACUCCAAUUCUGUAAGCAAACUGAUCUUAAAUCCAUGCUCAAGACUUAAGUUAUACAGAAGUUAUGGCUCAUUCAGCUAUAGAAGAUUGCUUCCAUUUCUUGUUGAGCUUGCAAAAGAUAAUUCUA